AUGCUCCUCCUUCCACCCACUGUCCGCCCGUCUCUCACCCCAGUCCCUCCGUCACUACUUUGCACCGCUCACAACCCCUCCUCUUCAGCCUCUCCCCGUCUCCCCCUCCCCCAACUCUUGCUGGUUCUGCAUGGGGCCACAUGGCCGGGUGAGCUUCACCGCAUACAACCCCUCCUUUUCCGCCUAUCCCUUUCUCUUCACUCCCCACCAGUCCUGCACGGGGGGCCAGGCGCGGGGUGUUGGCCCAACCACGCGCGCUUCUUCGACCCGGCAGCGUACCGCAUCGUGCUGUGCGACCAGCGCGGAGCAGGCAAAUCCACCCCUGCAGGGUGCGUGGUGGAGAACCGCACGGACCUGCUCGUGGGGGACUUGGAGGCAGUCAGAGAGCACUUGAAGGUGGACAGGUGGGCGGUGGUGCUGGGCGGCAGCUGGGGCACCACGUUAGCGCUAGCAUACGCGCAGGCGCACCCGGGGAGGGUGGCGGGCAUGGUGCUGCGAGGGGUGUGCCUGCUGCGACGCAGAGAGAUCGACUGGUUCUACCGCCCGGGUGGGGCAGAGGCACUCUUCCCAUUCGCAUGGCGGGACCUCAUGGCCGCGCUCCCCUCGCCUGCUCCCACACGCACAGAUGGCGAUGGGAAUGGGGUUGGGAGUGGAGAUGGGAGUGGUGGUGGGAGUGGAGGUGGUAAUGGGGUAACAAGUGGGAGUGUGGUGGCGGUGUUCUACGAGCGACUCAUGAGCACCGAUUCAGCCGCGAGAGACAGUGCUCUAACAUCCCUGUCAGUAUCAUCCCAUGUUCCCGCCUACCUGCCAUCACCAUCCCACGUCCGCACCUCCCUGCCCACAUCCCCACCAGGCGCGCGCUUGGACGCGCGGGGAGAUGAUUCUCAGCCACUUCCCCAGCCCCUCCCCUCUCCUCCACCCCACCAGGCGCGAGCAUGGAUGAGACCCGGUGCUACCCCUCCUAUCCCCCCCUGCUUCUCCUCCUUUCCCCCCGGUGCUACCCCUCCUUCCCUGCUUCCCCCCAUCCCCUUCCCUGCUUCCCCCCAUCCCCUCCCCUUCUUCCCCCCAUCCCCUUCCCAGCUUCCCCCCAUCCCCUUCCCUGCUUCCCCCCAUCCCCUUUCCUGCUUCCCCCCAUCCCCUGGCACCCGCACUCUCACUCUCCUUUCCUCCCGCACUCUCUCUCUCCGUCCUCUCCCACUCGCACUCUCCUUCCCCCCACCCUCUGCCCAGUUGUCACCUGCCCUCCCAAUGCCUGCCUUUCCCUCCCUGCCCUGCGCUUUCCUUCCCCAUCCCUUCUCAACCCUUCCCUUCCUUUUCAUGCCCUCCCCUUCCCCCUCACUCCUCACCUUCCACCCUCUAGUUCCCAUGCACAGGGGGGAAGGAAGGGUGAUAUACCAGUUUGCGAUAAAUUCCCCUAAUUUCCCCCCAAUCCCCCCUCCGCUCCCUCUCAUUCCCCCCUCUGCUCCCUGUCAUUCCCCCCCCCCCUGCUCCCUCUCAUUCCCCCCUCUGCUCCCUCUCAUUCCCCCCUCUGCUCCCUCUCAUUUCCCCCUCUGCUCCCUAUCAUCCCCCCCCCCCCCCCCUGUUCCCUCUCAUUCCCCCCUCCGCUCCCUCUCAUUCCCCCCUCUGCUCCCUCUCAUUCCCCCCUCUGCUCCCUAUCAUCCCCCCCCCCCUGUUCCCUCUCAUUCCCCCCUCUGCUCCCUGUCAUUCCCCCCCCCCUGUUCCCUCUCAUUCCCCCCUCUGCUCCCUCUCAUUCCCCCCUCUGCUCCCUCUCAUUCCCCCCUCUGCUCCCUGUUAUCCCCCCCUCCGCUCCCCAUAAAUUACAGCUCUGCUUUCCCAUCAAUUCCCCUACUGCACCAGGUCAAUACAGAACCCCCUCUGCUAUAA
This is a messenger RNA of Closterium sp. Naga37s-1, 1884 nucleotides long. NCBI's taxonomy places the organism in Eukaryota, Viridiplantae, Streptophyta, Zygnematophyceae, Desmidiales, Closteriaceae. The record is from the annotation of a GenBank genome assembly.